Molecule: messenger RNA, 426 nt
Organism: Staurois parvus
Lineage: Eukaryota; Metazoa; Chordata; Amphibia; Anura; Ranidae
Source: the annotation of a GenBank genome assembly
UCCAAGUCAUGUGAUUCAGGUGUUCCAAUCCCUCCCAAUCAUGUGAUUCAGGUGUUCCAAUCCCCUCCCAAUCAUGUGAUUCAGUUGUUCCAAUCCCCUCCCAAUCAUGUGAUUCAGGUGUUCCAAUCCCCUCCCAAUCAUGUGAUUCAGAUGUUCCAAUUCCCUCCAUAUCAUCUGAUUCAGGUGCUCCAAUCCCCUCCCAAUCAUGUGAUUUGGGUGUUCCAAUCCCCUCCCAAUCAUGUGAUUCAGGUGUUCCAAUCCCCUCCCAAUCAUGUGAUUCGGUUGCUCCAAUCCCCUCCCAAUCAUGUGAUUCGGUUGCUCCAAUCCCCUCCAUAUCAUGUGAUUCAGUUGUCCCAAUCCCCUCUCAAUCAUGUGAUUCAGGUGUCCCAAUCCCCUCCAAAUCAUGUGAUUCAGUUGUUCCAAUCC